CGUCUGCUCAAGUGCCCGAGGGUUUGAUUGUGCCUCGUGUAUGCCCCGGCAUCAAGCGGGAGGCAGCCGCCGCGCCCGUAACAUUUCUCAAGAAGCCUGGCUGGCUUUGCAGGAGCAGGGGCAGCAGGUAGGAGCAGGAGGCCGACGGCGACGAGCUGCCAUCAUCACCACAGCGAGCUGCGAGCAAGCGGCGAGAGCGGGACCCAACUAACCUAGGACCGCCGACCACCACAAGCACACACGCAUCACUCACUCUCGCCUCGCAUCUCAUUUCGCCACCACUCUCAUCUCAUCUUACCCCCUUUUUCCCACCUUUUUCCUCUUUCUUAACCUCCUCAUCUUCCCUUGGGUCCUCCCUCUCCUCUCCCCUCCUCGUCGUAUUCGCCAAAAUGCCUGGCUACGACAAUCCGCAAACACCGGGCACUCCCGCCUCGGGCCACUACGGCAGCUACGACCAGCCUGGAUCUCAGCAGGCUCUCAACGACCAGGACGGACAGUACUACCACUUCUCGGACAAGGAGGCGGGCGCUGGCGCUGGUGGUGCUGGUGCGGGCGCAGCAAAGGGCAACUGGUUCUCUAGGCACAAGCUCCUCACCGGUAUCAUCGCCGCCGUUGUUCUCCUCGCCAUUGCUCUCGGUGCCGGGCUCGGUGCUGGACUUGGCUCCAAGUCGAACAGCGACUCCUCAUCAUCUUCGUCGGCCAACGACAGCGGUUCAAGCAGCGGUAGCUCGAGCGGCAGCGGCAAGAACUCGGGUUCGGGCUCGUCUUCGGGCGGUUCGUCAUCUUCCGACAAGACGAUCACACCGCUGCCGAAGUGGAAUCUCACUGACACCGACACCAAGAUGUACGGCGCCUCGCUCGGCAGCUGGCUGCUGCUCGAGCGAUGGAUGAACGAGGACUGGAUGGUCAACACCGCAGGCGCAGAUGCCUGGGAUGAAUGGACCUUCAUCGAGAACCUGGGAAGGGACAAGGCUCUCGCUGCUCUCAAGGACCACUGGGACACUUGGGUCACCGAGGCUGACCUCGACCUCAUGCAGAGCGCCGGCUUCAACACGAUCCGUAUCCCCGUAGGCUACUGGGCCUUUGUUCCCGCCGCCGAGGGUGAGCCCUACCUCGCUCAGUCUGGCCAGACUGAGCAGCUCCAGAAGAUGUUCGGCUGGCUCCAUGACCGCAAGAUGUACGCCUCCAUUGACAUGCACGGCAUGCCCGGCUCGCAGAACGGCGACCAGUCUUCUGGUCACAACACCUCGUCAUCGUCGCAGAAGAUUGGCUGGUUCAGCGACACCAACCAGCAGAUUUCGAUGCAGGCAAUCAACGCCGCCAUCUCCUUCAUUCAGGGCAGCAACUAUAGCUCCGUCGUCAACUCCAUCGGCAUUGUCAACGAGCCUCGCCCUUGGGACGGCUCCUUCUCUCAGAGCCAGAAGAACAGCAACGCGCAGAUCACUCGCGACUUCUACGAAAACGCCUACCAGGCCUGCAAGAAGGCCGGUAUCCCUGCCAUCUUCCACCACGGCUUCUACUCUGGCAGCGGUACGCCCGCGCAGUACUGGGCCGACUUUGCUACGGGCAAGGACCCCAACUACUUGGCCUACGAGGACCACCCUUACCCGGGCUGGUUCACGCCCCAGAACACCUCGAGGUCGUACAUGCAGAACAACGUUUGCCAGAUCGUCCAGGGCGGUGUAGGCUACCCGGUCCCCAUGAUCAUCACCGAGUGGUCCUCGAUCAACGGUGUCUACGACGAUGACUGGACUCGCACUUACACGAACCUCCAGGCUGCAGGCUACGCCUGGUCGGGUGGCUCCGUCUUCUGGUCUUUCAAGACGACGCACUCGAAGACUCAAGUCCUCGCUCUGCCCGACAACCUGCAGGACAUGUACUCUGCCGUCACGCUCAUCAACAGCGGCGUCAUCCCCAAGCCGUCGGCCAAUCAAACGAACAAGCAGUUCCUCGAGGCUCAGUCUGGUGCGGACACUUGUGGACAAUGGCCCGUAGAGUCGUGGACCAACCCGUCAACUCAGGGUGCUGGCUACUCAGGGAGGAGGAGGAGCCUUGAGGAGAGCGUUUCAUCCGACGAGAUGUUGAUGGGCAAGCGCAGGCUCGACUAGGGGUCAGGCCAAUGACCAGCAACGCGCCAGCCUUCUCACGCUUCCCCAUCCUUUUUGUAGUAGUACGCUUUUUCCAUCCACACACGACCCCCUGCUCCUUACAAACGCACGCUCUCUUCGCUCUUGCGGCCCUGGCUCACGGUCCUGUUCUCUCAGUACACAGCGAAGAGGAAGCGUCUCGUCGAUGCAGUCUCUCCCACCACCACACCAGUCUAUCGUAUAUAGCAGACGCUCUCUCCCUCUGGCUUUUCAUCAUUCAUUCAGCCAGCAACAUCGGCAUGCAUGUACGGGAUGAUGCGAGCGCAGAUACAAAAACACAUGACCUUCUCUUGGAAUGGACACUUGCUUUGACUGAUUGAGGU
Messenger RNA from Jaminaea rosea, 2470 nucleotides. Its product is annotated as glycoside hydrolase. NCBI's taxonomy places the organism in Eukaryota, Fungi, Basidiomycota, Exobasidiomycetes, Microstromatales. Gene Ontology annotation, molecular function: beta-glucosidase activity. Gene Ontology annotation, cellular component: cell surface; extracellular region. The record is from RefSeq and is a predicted model, not a curated record. The transcript has 2 exons. The coding region runs from base 390 to 2108 and encodes 572 amino acids. Gene Ontology annotation, biological process: glucan catabolic process.